This is a messenger RNA of Prorocentrum cordatum, 2202 nucleotides long. Lineage: Eukaryota; Dinophyceae; Prorocentrales; Prorocentraceae. The record is from the annotation of a GenBank genome assembly.
GCUGCUGUGAGCGAGAAGCCAGGGAACACCGAGACUCUCCUGAAAGACACCGAGAUCGCCGCGGCGGAGGACAUCGCGUUCGGCGUGGCGCACCACAUGCGGUUCAGGAGCUGGAAGGCAGACGAGGCCAUCAAGCGCUGCGAUUGGUUACAGCUGAUGUCCCUGUUGGAAAGCGGCGCUGCAGAUGGCGCGCCCUCGGCAGAUCUCGCGACGACGACCCUCGAGCGAGUCGGCACGGGCUUGAUUUCGGCCGUCGCGAAGUCGGACGCCAAGAAGGGAGGCGGAUCGUUUGCUGCCGUGGUUGCCUUCGCUGGCGCCGCGCGGGAUGCUCUCCAGCGGGCCCCCGCCGACCCUGCGCGGCCAGUGUGGGAGGAGGAGCUGAAGGGUCAAAUCCAAGUUCUCUGGGCAGUGUCGCGCGCGAGCACUGCCCCGCUGACUGAGGUGGAGGAGGCGCUGGAGGCGCUCCCGCAGCGGGAGGGGGCCUUGGGCGUCGCUUUGAACACGAGCCCGGGCGGCAAAGUCCUCGUUGGUUGGGCGGAGUCGGCCAUGAAGAAGCGGUCCCACGAGGAGGCUGCUCUCCAGUGCGCCCAGGCAGCCCGGGAGCUCUUCGCGCAGGUGACGGGCCAUGCCGCCGGGGAGCAGUGGCAGAAUUGGACCGAGGAGGUGUCGCGCGCCUGCAAGAAGCAGAAGGAGGCCGUGUCCAAGGCGGGCGCGCUGCAGGAGGCCGACCGGCACCAACUCGCCAGGGAAGGCACGGCGUUCGAGGACGUGGUCCUCGGGUUGCUCUUGCGCUCGCCCCGCGAGGAGGAGCUCCUGACUGCCGCGUGCGUCGAGCGGCUGGAGUUGGAGCACGGCUGGUCGACCGUCGAGGAGUGGGCGCCUGAUGGCAUCAAGGGCCCCCACGAGACCGCCUUCGGGGCGGUGUUGAAGGUCUCUGGCGUGACAGUGUCUGCGGAAGACAACGUAGAGGGGCUGCAGUCGCUGUUCUCCCUCGCGCUGGGCACGGCGGCGCGCGCGCGCAGGGCCUUGGGCCGCAGCGUUCUGGCCAGAGCCAAGGGUGCAGCAGAACAGUCUCUGAAGCGCGUGGACUCGGCGGCGUGGCAACGGAAGGAAUUUCAGGCCUUCUUGAAUAUCUCCAAGCUGCUGAGCGCGGAGCCGCCCGAGGACACCUGGAAGGAAGCGGACAUGUGGCUGUGCAGCGUCGCGGCCGUCGCCGACGCCAAGGAGCUUGCCGAGCAGGCCGGGGGCGAGCUGAACCUGGAGCUGUGGGAGAACGCGAGCGACGCCGUGCGCCAGCUCGGGGGCAUGGUGCAGCCGGAGCGCGCCUUCCAGACGGUCAUCGCGAAGACUUUCGACGCUUCUCUGGAAGAUGUGGAGGCAGCAGUGGGGGCCAGCAAGGAGCUGCACGCGCAGGCCGUGCCAUGGCUGGAGAAAGUCGCGCAGGAGCGGGCUGAACGCCCCGUCAAGCGGUUCGACGCCGAGCCAGCCGUGCGCGCCGCGAAGGAGCUUCUUGAGAGGAGCCCCAUCCCCGAGACGCUGCAGGAAGCGGCCGAGUUCUUAAAGGUUGUCGGUGGCACCGUGGACAUGCCGGAGACCUUCGGCGGCAAGGGUGGGAAGAUGGUUGAUGCUGUCAACAAGGUGAUCGGUGGCUUCUCUCUCAUAAAGGAGGUGUACCGCGACCCCCGUCUUGAGUCGCAGGUGGACUCCAUGACGUCACAGUUGCGACGGCGGCUCUUCCUGGUCGCCUGGUGCGCGAACGUGACGUCGUCGAUUUGGGAGGCGAAAGGCCAGUCGAGGAUUCUGACCCAGCAGAAGCAGAAGGUCCGCGAUGCCAUGAAGAACCUCAUCAGCGUCGCAGAGGAGCCUGACAAGACGAAGGGGGAGUUCCCCGCGCUCGAGGGCCGCCUGAUCCCCGAGAUCCUUCUGAACGCGGGGAAGGCGAUCCUCGCCGGCCGCGCAGUGAGCGGGGAGAGCGAGGCGGAGGGCGCCAGCGGUGCAGCAGACAGCGCGCCUGGGAGCGGGGCCGGCGGCACUGACCAGAAAGGGUGCGCCCGGGCUGCGCCCGGGGCCGCCGAGAGGGCCAGGGUGGGCGACGCGGCGUCGUUUCCAAAGGCGACGCCGCAUUCCCCAGCGGUUCUGGCGGCGAAGAGAGCCAGCAUUGGCGGCGCCCCUGCGUGCAAGUCCGCGCGCAAGGCCGCGUAG